Olea europaea var. sylvestris is the source of this 673-nucleotide messenger RNA. Its product is annotated as histone H2AX-like. The transcript has 2 exons. Lineage: Eukaryota; Viridiplantae; Streptophyta; Magnoliopsida; Lamiales; Oleaceae. The coding region runs from base 108 to 530 and encodes 140 amino acids. Gene Ontology annotation, cellular component: nucleosome. Gene Ontology annotation, molecular function: structural constituent of chromatin; DNA binding; protein heterodimerization activity. The record is from RefSeq and is a predicted model, not a curated record.
UGACUCUCUCUUCUAAACCGCCAGAGUUCCCUUCUCUUUCAAGAUUCGUUCAAUUCAAAAUCAAGAACGUUACCAAUUCCAACAAAAGGUCGCUCCUCUACAUCACUAUGGGUGGCAAUUCUACUGCAACAAAAUCAAUCGGUGGCCGUGGGAAGCCCCGAUCAAAGGCCGUAUCAAAAUCUUCCAAGGCCGGUCUCCAAUUCCCUGUUGGCCGUGUCGCUCGUUUCCUAAAAAAGGGUCGUUACGCAGAACGGGUCGGAUCCGGUUCACCUGUUUACCUCUCUGCUGUUCUUGAAUACCUCGCUGCUGAGUUAUUGGAGCUUGCUGGGAAUGCUGCAAGAGACAACAAGAAGAAUCGGAUUAUUCCAAGGCACAUUCAGUUGGCUGUGAGGAAUGAUGAGGAGUUGAGCAAGUUGUUGGGUUCGGUGACAAUUGCGAAUGGCGGUGUUCUGCCCAAUAUUCAUCAAACACUUCUGCCGAAGAAGACUGGUGGGAAGGGUGAAAUUGGGUCUGCUUCACAAGAAUUUUAGGGCUUUAUUUUUGAAUGCUAAAUAGUGUAAUUGGGUUCAAACUGGUCGAAUUAUUUUGUCUUUCAGAUGUAUAGUUUUGGCCCUAUCUGUAGUGACGUUCAUGUGGUAGUUAAUGAAAUGAAGCAUUCUUGAUUUCUGGAAUU